UUGGCACCUCCUCGUCUAACCCCAAAUUACCUCCCCCCCCCCCCCCUGGCCACCCUGCCUGCCUGCCGCCGCCACACACGUGGCUCCUCACUGAGCCCCCAUCCUCUACUCCUCCUUACCCUGCUAGUCAGCCCUCUCGCCAAAAGUCAGCCCCCCCCGGACCCUGUCCAAAAAAGUGAGCACCAACCCUCCUCUCCUCCCCCUCAUCUCCACGCUCCCUUCCAGCCAUGCUGAGAGCGGCGCUGGUAGUACGAUGCAGGUGUGCCCUCGGGGCAUCCGUGGCGCGGCGUGCUCCUCCCAGAGCCCUCGCCUCCACGUCCGCGGCGGGGCCCGGCGCCGCUGAGCGCACGGGACCAUCGGCUCCCGGUGGGGGGCCCGGCCAGACUGCUGCCCCCCGCGCGAGGCUGCACUCGAGCGCGGGGGCCGGCUCGGGCCGAGGGCUCGACCGCCUCCUCCCGCGACACGACGACUUCUCGGAGAGGCACAUUGGCCCGGGGCCCGAGGAGAGGCGAGAGAUGCUGGCUACGUUGGGGCUACAGAGCAUGAGCGAGCUGGUGGACAUGACCAUCCCAGCCAGCAUCCGACUCAACCGAGAGCUCAGGAUGGAGGAUCCAAUCUGUGAGAGUGAGGUGUUGGCGAACCUGCGAGCCAUUGCGGACAAGAACCAGGUUUGGCGAUCCUACAUCGGCAUGGGUUACUACGGCUGCUGCGUGCCGGCUGUCAUCCAGAGGAACCUGCUGGAGAACGCCGGAUGGCUGACCCAGUACACGCCCUACCAACCCGAGGUGUCCCAGGGCCGCCUCGAGUCGCUGCUCAACUUCCAGACAAUGGUGUGCGACCUCACGGCCCUCGACGUGGCCAACGCCUCCCUCCUGGAUGAGGCCACCGCGGCCGCCGAGGCCAUGGGCCUGGCCCACAGGCUGAACAAGAGGAGGAGGUUCCUGGUGGACUCGCGCUGUCACCCGCAGACCAUCGCCGUUGUGCAAACGAGAGCCGAGUCUAUCGGCGUGCAGGUAGAGCUGGUGGACGCCUAUGACCUGUCGAGGGUGGACGAGGGGGUGAGCGGCGUUCUCUUCCAGUACCCGGACACGGAGGGGCUUGUGCGGGACCCCUCUCUCAUCGUGGAGUGGGCACACCAGAGCGGGGCGCUGGCGGUGUGCGCCACGGACCUGCUGGCGCUGUGCGUGCUGCGCCCCCCGGGGGAGCUGGGCGUGGACAUCGCGCUGGGCAGCACGCAGAGGCUGGGGGUGCCGCUGGGCUACGGGGGCCCCCACGCCGCCUUCUUCUCCGUGCGCGAGUCCCUCACUCGCCUCAUGCCCGGCCGCAUGGUCGGGGUCUCGCGGGACGUCGCCGGCAAGGAGGUCUACCGCUUGGCGCUCCAGACACGGGAGCAGCACAUCCGCCGUGACAAAGCCACGAGCAACAUCUGCACCGCACAGGCCCUGCUGGCGAACAUGUCUGCGAUGUUCGCAGUUUAUCACGGUCCCCACGGCUUGAGGCACAUCGCUCAGCGCGUGCACAACUCCACACUGCUCCUCGCCGAAGGUGUGCGUCGCGCUGGCCACCGCCUGCACCACGGCUCCUUCUUCGACUCGGUGAAGGUGGACUGCGGCGACGCGGGGCGCGGGGUGGUGCGGCGCGCCCGCGAGCGCGAGAUCAACCUUCGCCUGUUCCCCGACGGAACGCUCGGGGUGUCGCUGGACGAGACGGUGACGGAGCGUGACCUCGAUGACCUCCUGUGGGUGUUCGGCUGCGAGUCGUCCGCGGAGUUGCUGGCGGAGGCGGUGGAGGGGGAGCCACGGGGGAGCCUCCUGCAGUCUCCCUUGCGCCGCACGAGUGAAUUCCUCACCCACCCAGUCUUCAACAGCCACCACUCGGAGACGAACCUGGUUCGCUAUCUGAAGCGGCUCGAGAACAAGGACAUCUCCCUCGUGCACAGUAUGAUCCCCCUGGGUUCGUGCACCAUGAAGCUCAAUAGCUCCACAGAACUCAUGCCCGUGACGUGGAACGCCUUCUCGGGGCUUCACCCGUUCGCCCCGCGGGAGCAGGCGCAGGGCUACACGCAGAUGCUGUCCGAGCUGGAGCGCGCGCUGUGCGAGAUCACGGGAUACGACCGCAUCUCGUUCCAGCCCAACAGUGGAGCGCAGGGAGAGUAUGCGGGGCUCGCCGCAAUCCGCGCGUACCUCAAGUCCCAAGGACAGGGCCAUCGCAACGUUUGCCUGAUCCCCAAGUCGGCUCACGGCACGAACCCGGCAAGCGCCCAGAUGUCCGGCAUGAAGGUGCAGCCCGUGGACAUCGACCGGAGCGGCAACAUGGACAUGGCUCACCUCAAGGCCAUGGCGGAGAAGCACAAGGAUAACCUGGCGGCCAUCAUGAUCACGUAUCCGUCGACGUACGGCGUGUUCGAGGAGAACAUCCGCGACGUGUGCGACCUGGUGCACACGCACGGCGGGCAGGUCUACCUGGACGGCGCCAACAUGAACGCGCAGGUCGCGCUGUGCCGCCCAGGAGAUUACGGCUCGGAUGUGUCUCACCUGAACCUGCACAAGACGUUCUGCAUCCCCCACGGAGGUGGCGGGCCCGGCAUGGGGCCCAUCGGAGUGAAGCAGCACCUGGUGCCGUUCCUGCCGUCACACCCCGUGGUGCCGCUGCACGGGCCCGGGGACUCCCCCCUGGGCACCAUCAGCGCCGCCCCCUGGGGGUCAAGCUCCAUCCUCCCCAUCUCCUGGGUCUACAUCAAGAUGAUGGGGGCGCGGGGGUUACGCCACGCCACCGAGGUUGCGAUCGUCAACGCCAACUACAUGGCCAAGCGCCUGGAGCAGCACUACCGCAUCCUCUUCCGGGGAUCGAAGGGCUUCGUCGCUCACGAGUUCAUCGUGGACGUGAGGCCGUUCAAGAAGUCUGCCAACAUCGAGGCCGUGGACAUCGCCAAGCGCCUGCAGGACUACGGGUUCCACGCCCCGACGAUGUCGUGGCCCGUGGCGGGGACGCUGAUGAUCGAACCGACAGAGUCGGAGGACCGGGCAGAGCUGGACAGAUUUUGCGAUGCCCUCAUCGCGAUUCGCAACGAGGUGGCUCUCAUCGAGGCCGGGCGCUUGGACCCCGAGAUCAACCCCCUCAAGAUGGCGCCGCACACCCUGGCGUGCGUCUCCGCGACCCACUGGGACCGGCCGUACAGCCGCGAGCAAGCCGCCUUCCCCCUGCCGUUCGUGAGGCCCGACACCAAGCUGUGGCCCGCGGUGGCAAGGAUCGACGACCUGUACGGAGACCAGCACCUGGUGUGCACCUGCCCUCCCAUGGACGCCUACGAGUCGCCCUCCCCGCAGAGAGCCUCUUCGUGAGCCCCCCCCCCCCCCAACGCACGAGGCCUUUACUCUUGAGGCCGUUGACGCCUCGUCACGGGAUCUCGGCACCUGUGGCUGUGUUCGAGAGGCCUUUUCGAUGUCUUUGUUGUGAGAGCCUCGACGAGCGAGGCCUCGUCACGAGGUGGACAGGAGGCCUAAGUCGCACGGCUUUUGUGUUGAGGGCCCCCCAGUCCUCUUGAGAUGCACGAGGCUUUUGACGUGACGCGUCUUCUUACACGACGCGCAUCGAGCCGCAACGUGUCAACGCAAAGUCGACGCGCUAAGCUCGCCGCACCGAUACGCAAACAUCAAGGGGGGGGGGGGGCGGGAAUAGACACGGGAAAACGAAACAAAGAUACGACACAAGUGAGACGGGUGCUCCAAGACACAGGGGCAGGGAGACACGAGACACAUGGGAUGAGACACGGGAGCCCUGGAGCCGGUGUCUCCGACUUGAGACGGUGCGGCAAUGUGGGAAUAUUUUUACUUUCUGUUGAACUAGUUUUUACUGAAGUAACCGUAGUGAUUUCCUUGUAGGGGUACAGUCGCUCGACAGCAGUGGAGCAAGAGCACGUGGCGGGCGCUCCGUGCGGUCACGUGUGAGGGAGUGAUGAUGAUGUAAUGAUGACGUUGUGCGAUUGUUAACGCCACCGCGUGGGGCUUUGCAGCUGUGCUGCACAGUGACGCGAUUGUGAGGCUGUGGUUGUUACCGCGCGUUGUUUUAGACCUCGUAUCUGGCAACGUGGAGCGAAAUGCCGGAUAUUGUGCCCGGAAACGGCACGUGGUAGAACCCGAAAACACAUUGAAUGAAGCUGUGCGGUGGACCGGUGACGCUUUCCAUCUGAUGGACACGAUGAUGUUAAUGACGAUGUGUGAUUGCGAUGUGACGAAAAUUCGAUGUCUGGACGUGUGCGGGUGAUGUGUGAUGGACCAACCAUCACGACAUUUGCCGGACAGGCUCGACUGCCCGUGGUGUUGCUUGUCGCAAGGUGGUUGCUUGCUGCGUGUGCGCGUGUGCCUGAGGGGCCGUCCAUAAAUGACGUCACGCACCUGGGGGGGGGGGGGGUCAGACAUUUGUGACGAUGUGUGACGAGGGGGGGGGGGGUUUGAGAAAUGUGACGUCACAUCAAAAUGCGCAACUUUAAAUAAAUAUAGAAUUGUUAUAACACUCCUACAACAACGCCACAUUAAAUACGCACUACAAUGACAAUAGUUUAAAGCGAUUUCAAGCAUGUUUUUUUUUUCAGAAAUGGAAAUAUGGUUUUGGGUGGAGGGGGGAGCAGAGCUUUGUGACGUCAUUUGAGGGGGGGGGGUCUAACUUUCUGUGACGAGGGGGGGGGGGUCAAAAAUCGUCCAAAAUAGCGUGACGUAAUUUAUGGACGGCCCCUGACUCGCUUUUAUCAAGUGCCUGGCGCUGUUUGCCAUUGACGAGAUGCCUUCCGUGUGAGACCUCGCCAGUUCGUGCCCGUGGGUUUUAGUGCGUUUAACGGGAGAGAACCCUUAGCGCAGGUAUAUGUUUGGUGACGACGACGACGACGAUGAUGAUGCACUUUGUGGUUAUACGUUUUUAUCAGCAUUCCGAGUGAGCAAUAAACAGAGUUGAGGUGUA
Messenger RNA from Lethenteron reissneri (Far Eastern brook lamprey), 4953 nucleotides. RefSeq names its product glycine decarboxylase (gene GLDC). Lineage: Eukaryota; Metazoa; Chordata; Hyperoartia; Petromyzontiformes; Petromyzontidae. Gene Ontology annotation, cellular component: mitochondrion; glycine cleavage complex. The record is from RefSeq and is a predicted model, not a curated record. Gene Ontology annotation, molecular function: pyridoxal phosphate binding; glycine binding; lyase activity. Gene Ontology annotation, biological process: glycine decarboxylation via glycine cleavage system.